AUGAUAAAAUUAUUUUUAAUAUUUCUUAUAAACUUAUUGUUUUUAUAUGAAAAUAUUUAUUUUGUUUCUUCACUAGAGUGUUAUGUCGAUGUAAACUCAAAUAUAAAUUACAAUAACGGAGAGUGUGGUUGUGUAACCACUACCAACCCAAACACACCACCAUGCAAAUCAUUCUUAGAGACUGGAAUUAAAAUUAGAGAAUUUAUAAGAAUAAAUAAAGCUGAUAAUAAUAAUUACAGUUUUUUAAAAUUGUUUGAAAAGUUAACAAUUAUAAUUAGCGAUGGUAUAUAUUACGUCAAUAAUAAUAAUUUACUUGGUGACAUAGAUACAUUCAAUGAAAUAGUCAUUCAAAAUUAUCAUUCAUUCAAAUUCAAUUCUUCAGAUAGUCCAAGUCAAGUUUUUAUUGAUGGUGGAAAUAGUAGUCCAAAUCAAUAUUUUUUAUCAAGCAAUAUAAAUAAAUUAGUUGGUUUAAGUUAUCCAAAUAUUUUUCUUAUUAAUAGUAUCAAUUUUAUAAAUUGGAAAAGUAAUAAUAUAAACCCUGUAAAUUGGAAUAAUCAAUAUAUUUUAAAUUUUCAAUCUACCAAUAAAGAAUUUAAUAAAGUUUUGAUUGUAAACUCAUCAUUUAAUAAUAUCAAAAAUAUAGGAAUAGUAUCAGUAGUCAAUAAAAUUACAACGAAAAUACCCCUAGAUAGAGGAAACUCGCCAAUGUUCCAGUGUGAUUUUUGCAAUUUUACAAAUAUAAACUAUAAUAAUAAUAAUAAAUCACCACUACAAUUUAAUAAUUUAAAAGUAAUUUUUACAUAUAGUUUUUUUAAUAACAAUACCAUUAGUUCAAAAUCAUUCAUUAAUAAUGAAAUUGGUGUUAUUAAUGGUACAAACUUUAGCUAUUAUUUAACUCAUUUUUUUUCAUCAGUAUUUUAUAAUAAUACAAUAAUCAAUAAUAAUCAAUAUAAUAAUUAUAAUAAUAGUUUCUCCCAGAAUAUAGAUACAGUUAAUAGUUUUAUUUCAGUUAAAAAUUCACUUUUGUAUUUUAAUUUUAAUAUAGUAAAUAAUAAUACAGGUUCAAUAAUAACAUUUGAUGGUAAUCAAGAUCAAAUAGAUACACUUCAACAAGGCAAUAAUAUAUAUUUUCUAUUUGAUAAUAAUUUAUUUUCGAGUAAUAAAAUUAUAAACUACAAUAAUAACAACUAUGAAUAUAGUUUAAUAAAUUUACAUAAAUCACAUUAUGAUUAUAUAAACUAUAGAUCACUUUUUUCAAAUAGUAUUUUUCAAAACAAUCAAAUAUUCAAUAACAAUAAUUAUUUAGUAAUAUCUAAAAGUUUUUCAAUUGAAUUCGCGAAUAUUACAAUUGAAAAUCCUUUAUUAUUUCCACCAACACUUCAAAAUAAUUAUAAAUUUAUAUUUUCAAAAAAUAGUUUUAUAAUAAUUACAAAUUCAUAUAUUUUAUCCAAUAGUUUAGUAUGUGGAAAUUUAUCAAAUAUUCAUAUUAAAGGUUCAAAAAUUUCAUUAGAUUUCUCAAAUUUGUAUAGGUGUCUUAACUGCCAUUAUAAUAUAGAAAUACUCGAUACUUUAAAUGGAGAGGCAUUAAGGUCAUAUGAAUUCACCACAUCAUAUGAUACCACUGAUCCUCAUACAAACAACCCCGCAAAGCCAAAUAUAGACCAUUACAAAUUAUAUUUAAAAAUCAUUAUAUCAAUAAUUCUUUUAAUUAUAACCACAGCAUUAAUAUAUUUAUGUUUUUUCUUAAAUAUACCCAAUAACUAA
Dictyostelium purpureum is the source of this 1764-nucleotide messenger RNA. RefSeq lists its product as uncharacterized. Bases 1 to 1764 code for a protein of 587 amino acids. The record is from RefSeq and is a predicted model, not a curated record. The transcript has 2 exons. NCBI's taxonomy places the organism in Eukaryota, Evosea, Eumycetozoa, Dictyosteliales, Dictyosteliaceae.